Molecule: messenger RNA, 924 nt
Organism: Papilio machaon (common yellow swallowtail)
Lineage: Eukaryota; Metazoa; Arthropoda; Insecta; Lepidoptera; Papilionidae
Product: cathepsin B-like
Exons: 1
Coding region: 1-924 (307 amino acids)
Cellular component (GO): lysosome
Molecular function (GO): cysteine-type endopeptidase activity
Source: RefSeq, a predicted model, not a curated record
AUGCAGUAUCUGGCAAUACUAUUCGGAUUACUACACGCCGUAGCGUCAUUCGACAAGGAUAUCGAUUUGAAAUACAAAACUUUACCAGAAGCUGAUUUCAUUGAAUAUUUCAAUAAUCUUGGUCUUUCCUGGAAGAUAACUAGUAAAAAAACUUCAGAUGUAUCACAACUUGCAUGCAGUUUCUUAAACUCAAGUUUCAUAAAAGACAUACCGUAUAUAAAAUAUGAAAAAGACGUAGACUUACCAAUUGACUUCGAUGCUCGGAAGAAAUGGCCAGAAUGUCCGACUAUAGGUAAAAUUUAUGACCAACAACUUUGUGGAUCCUGUUGGACAUUCGGUGUUGCUACAACUGCAUCCGAUCGAACUUGCAUCCACGGCAAAGGCAUCGUUAAUCUAUCGGAACAAGAUUUUCAAUGUUGUCAAGAAUCUCAUCCAGGUAAUGUUUGUCAAGGUGGUUUCCCAUCAGUAGCAUUUAAUUGUUGGACCACUAUUGGUCUCGUAACUCAACAAUGUCAACCGUACAAUAUUCUUGAAUUGAUGGAAAAUAAAUGCGAGAGAAAAUGUCACAACGAUGCUGACUAUGAAUCUGACAAACAUUUCGGUGCAAAUGUGUACAGAAUACAAAAGGAUGAUAAAGCAAUCAAAACAGAACUCUUUGAAAAUGGUCCAGUCGAAAUGUCAUUUGAUGUUUACGAAGAUUUUCUUCAGUAUCAAAACGGUAUCUAUGAACACAAAUUUGGACGUUUGAAAGGAGGACAUAGUGUCAGGGUAAUCGGGUAUGGUGAAGAAAAUGGCGUUGAAUAUUGGUUAGCCGCUAAUAGUUGGGGUGAUCUCUGGGGUGAAGACGGUUUCUUCAGGAUAAAAAGGUUCCAAGAAGAAGUUAAUUUUGAGGAUGAGGUUUUAACUGGAAUUCCUCAAAAUUAA